Molecule: messenger RNA, 405 nt
Organism: Gregarina niphandrodes
Lineage: Eukaryota; Apicomplexa; Conoidasida; Eugregarinorida; Gregarinidae
Exons: 2
Coding region: 1-405 (134 amino acids)
Source: RefSeq, a predicted model, not a curated record
AUGAUUGGUAAGCUUGGUUACGUCAUAGUGCCGGUGGUGGGUCACGUGGUACAAGUGGUGGGUCACGUGGUACAAGUGGUGGGUCACGUGGUACAAGUGGUGGGUCACGUGGUACAAGUGGUGGGUCACGUGGUACAACUGGUGGGUCACGUGGUACAAGUGGUGGGUCAUGGUACGGGUGGUCGGAAAUAUUUGCAGGAACUUGGAGAACUCGAUCAUCCUGUGGAGGCCUCGUUGCGCAGGUUUGACCUUGACCACCGUUUCGGACCUUGUCGUGGCAUAGGUCGGACAGCACGUUUCGCGCGCGGUGCCGGGCUCGACAUACGUGAUUACGAUGAGCUUUUCACCUCGCCCGUCGCGAAUGACAGAUGCGUCUGGGAUCAAGUGAUGAAAGGGGGGAUGUAA